Messenger RNA from Ogataea philodendri, 2274 nucleotides. RefSeq lists its product as uncharacterized. Gene Ontology annotation, cellular component: nuclear pore. Lineage: Eukaryota; Fungi; Ascomycota; Pichiomycetes; Pichiales; Pichiaceae. Gene Ontology annotation, biological process: mRNA export from nucleus; protein import into nucleus. The transcript has a single exon. Gene Ontology annotation, molecular function: structural constituent of nuclear pore. The coding region runs from base 1 to 2274 and encodes 757 amino acids. The record is from RefSeq and is a predicted model, not a curated record.
AUGCAGGCGCUUGAAAACGAGCGUGUCACGAACUACGAAGCUGCUACCAAACGUCUUAGCCAUAAUUUGGAAACCGCUGAGGCAGAGCUGCAAAAGACGAGAGCCAAGCUUGAAAGUGCUAACGAUGAAAUCAAGAGAAUUCUCCAUUCCAAGAAUUCGGACUCUCAACUGUACCAACGGAGAAUCGAUGACCUUUCGUCGGAGAUUUCUGUUUUGAGAGAAAGUCUCGCAUCCAAGAAUAGCAACGUUGAACAACUCAGUGAACAGCUUUCUGCUGUUAAUAAGAAAUACCUCGAGAUCUCGAACCGCAAGAAUUCUGCCAUUGCUGCAAUUUCUUCGACUGGCGACUCUGCAGAUGACGUGGUGACGUUGAAACAGGAGCUCAGCCAGACUUUGGAAGAUCUGGAGCUUGCCAACUCGAACGCUGAACAGUACAAAGAGAUUGCCAAUGCUGCUGAGAGAGAACUUUCUUCGUUGAACGAGACGUACGAGAAGUUCCGCAAGUCGAUUGAGGAGAGCCAAGGAGCUCGUUCGAGCGAGCUGGAGACUCUUCAAACACAGCUGGAUGAUGCAAACAAAGAGCGGGAGUCGUUGAAACAACGUCUUGGUGAAGUCGACUCGAAAAAUAGAGAUUUGGAAGCCAAGGUUGGAGAACUGAAUGCUACCAUUUCCUCUUUCGAAGGAGUCAAGACCGACUACGAACAACAAUUUUCCAAACUGCGCGAAGAGAUCGGCAGUUUGCAGGCUGUUCUAAAUGAGAAACAGCAGGAGUUCCAAGGAAAGACCGGAGAGUUUGAAAAGCUUGUUUCCGAACGUUCGGACGCAUUGUCUUCUGUUGAAGAUCUGAAGUCACGUAUCCAAUCGUUGGAAGGCCAGCUCGAAAGCGCACGCGCUGAGGUGUCUGCUGCUGAAGAGCGGUUGCAGCAGGAGAAGUCUGAGAUUUUGCAAGAGCUGCAUUCCAAGGAGUCUCGUGUUGCUGAGCUUGACGUUCAAAACAGGACUCUGAUCAACCAAUUGGAGAGUCGCGUGAAUGUUGGCGAAGUUGGCGAGGAUGGAGAUAUGACCAGUCUGGUCACCUAUCUUCAUAGAGAGAAGGAUUCUCUUGCACAGCAGCUGGAGUACUCUCGUUUGGAGGAAAACCGUUUGCGCCAGGCUGUUUCUCUUGCAGAGUCUGAGACGUCUGAGGCCAAGGCGGAGAUUCUGCGGUUGCAGGAGGAGAAUGCCACCAGUGCCAAGUACACCGAGGUUCUGGAGCAGAUGAAGGCCACUGGCCACGAGUUGGAGCUGUUCAAGCAGAACAACAAGCAGUUGAGAGACGAAAACUCUGGAUUGAAGACCAAGUUGGAAGAGCUGGAGCAGCGUGUUGUCAGCGCGGAGCAAGGACGUAAUCCUUUGGAGCAACAGAUUGCACAGCUCAAGAGCGAGGUGGAGAUCCGCGAGUCGCAACACCAGCUUGUUCUUUCACAGAUGGAGUACUGGAAGAAACGGGCCGAAGACAAGCCUGAACAGACAGACUCUGGGGAGGUGGAGCAGAUCCAGAAGCAGCUGGAGCAAUCGCAGCAGAGUGAGAAGCAGUUACAGGAGCGAUACGACAAGCUCCGUGCGGAGGCUCAGGACAAACUGAACAAGAGUCGUGUUGCCAGACAGCAACUCAACAGCGAGAAGGAUGCUCUUGCGAGUAAGUUGAAGGAACUUGAGGAGGAGCUGAAGAAAGCGCAGGAGGCUGAAAAGCCGGCCGAGUCGAGCGAGGAAUUGGAGGAGAAGGUGAAGCAGGCUGUGAGCGCCAGUUCGAAGCUAAAGGUUGACUAUGACAUCAAGCUCAACAAGCUGAACGCGGAGAUCAGUCGUUUGAAGGGCGAGAUUGCGUCGUCUGCGCCUGCUCCUGCUGUUGACGAAGAGGCAAUCCGAAAGAAGAUCAAGGAGGAGUGUGAAGCAGAACUGGAGGCUCAUAAGAAACGAAUCCGUGCUCCUGUGCAGGCCAAGAUCAACGAGGUGAUUGAACAGAGAUGGAAGGCCAGAAAGGAGGAACUCGAGAAGGAGUUUGCUUCGAAGCAGGGCAAGGAAGGGUCCGAGGACCUGUUAAAGCGGUUUGAGCAGGAGAAGGACCAGCUAAAGAAGGACACGACUGCUGCUAUACGCAAGGAGACCGAGUUCAAGGAGAACAUCCUCAAGAAGCAGCUUGCUUCCCUACGUGAGAAGGUGAAGAAUCUGGAGGCAGCCAAACGGCCGGCCGAAGACACUCCCGAGGCAGAAAAGCGGGUCAAGACAGGUUAG